Manis javanica (Malayan pangolin) is the source of this 2645-nucleotide messenger RNA. NCBI's taxonomy places the organism in Eukaryota, Metazoa, Chordata, Mammalia, Pholidota, Manidae. The record is from RefSeq and is a predicted model, not a curated record.
GCGGCUGCUCUUUCCCAAGCAGCUGGUCCUGAGCUCCAAGCAGACUGUGACCAGAUAGUGAAGAGGAGGGGCAAGGUCCUACCUGGCCAUGCCACCAUCUCAAAAGCAGGACAGCUCCCGUACCACCACGUGAUCCACUUGGUAGGGCCCCAGUGGAAGCAAGAUGGGACCGAGAAGCACGUAUGUCAGCAGAAGAGAGCUGUGGGCGAGAGUCUGCGUUUGGCUGAAGAACACAAGUACCGAUCCAUAGCCAUCCCUGCUGUUAGUUCCGGGGUCUUGGGCUUUCCCUUGGCCCUGUGUGCGGGGGCCAUUGUUCUGGCAAUAAAGGAAAACUUCCAGCGUAGCCAGGCCGGAUGCACCUUAAAAGAGAUUUACCUCGUGGGUUCAGUGGAGAAGACUGUGGAGGCCUUUGCCGAUGCUGUGAAGGAUGUCUUUAAGGAUGUCCAGCCUGACACAGCUUCCCUGCCCAAUUUACGAGCAGUGGUCCCACCCAGUGUGAGACAAGUUCAUGGCAGCAGACGAACUCUGCUGACCCCAGAAGGCCUGAGGAUCCUGUUGGUCAGAGGAGAUGUACAGAGUUCUACGGCUGAUGUUGUUGUGAACUCCAUUUCCUCGGACCUCCAACUUGGUAAAGGGCCCCUUUCUCAGGCCAUCUUAGCAAAAGGUGGGCCAAAGCUCCAGGAGGAACUGAACAUAGCUGGACAAAUGGCAGAGGUUGGUGUGGGCACAAUUCUGCAAACCAGAGGCCACAGCCUGCACUGCCACUGCGUGCUUCACGUGGUGCCUCCGACCUGGAAGAAUGGCAGCACAUCUUCACUCAAGAUCAUGGAAGACAUAAUCAGAAAAUGUUUGGAAAUCACUGCCAGUUUGUCCUUGAGAUCAAUUGCAUUUCCAGCAAUAGGAACAGGAAAUUUGGGGUUUCCUAAAAAUGUUUUUGCUGAACUAAUUGUUUCUGAAGUGUUCAAAUUUAGUAGCAAGAAUCGCCAGACAACUUUACAAAUGGUUCAUUUUCUGCUGCACCCAAAUGAUCUUGAAAAUAUUCAGGCAUUUUCAUAUGAAUUUGCCCGAAGGAGUAAUGGAAAUGUCAUCAGUGACAAAACUCCCCAGGCUGAAGAUGCACAAGGUUCAGUAAAGCUUUUAAAUUGGGAAGUUAUUUCUAUUGCUAAAUAACAAUUCAAUGAUAGGUGAAAGAUGGUAGGAUGACUUUCAUAAAAAAAUGAAUUUGUGAUAAAGAAGAUACUAAAUUAUACUCCAUACACCUGAGCUUGUAAGACACUGGCCAUGUUUAUGUGAUCUGAAGUGAAAGCAUAGGCACGCUGUUAUGGAAUCUGUACAGUGGGUUUUAACUAGUGAUGUGGCUAAGAUUGUCUAAGGACGAUGUGAUGUAUUUUCAGAAACAGACACGUUUAAAGGGAAAAUACCAGCCCAGUGCUUCCCCUCUGUCAAAUCUGCUGUUGCUGCAUUGAGUUCCUCCUGUGUUAAGCCUCAGCAGCGGCUUCUUGAAUCGAAUAUGUAUGUCUUCCCACAAAUUUGGGGACUUUUCAGUCAUUUCUUCAAUCUUUUUCCUGUGCUGGUCUCUCUUGUCUCCUGGUGCUUCAGUAACAUGAAUGUUGGGCCUUUUGAUCAAGUCCCAAAGGUCCCAGUGAUCUGUUCUAUUUUUUUUUCAACUUUUUUUCUCUGUAUUUUUCAGAUUGGAUAACUUUUAUUGAUCAACCUCCAAGUUCACUGACUCUUUUCUCUGCCUACUUCUCUGCCCAUCCAGUGAAUUUUUUAUUUCAGAUACUAUAUUCUUAAGUCUAAAAUGCCCAUUGGAUUCUCUUUUUAUAGUUUAUAUUUCUCUGCAGAGACUCUUUCUUUGUCCAUUCAUUCCAGAUCAUCUCAUACAUUCAGCUGUGUUUACUUUGACUCUCAGGGAAGAUAGUUAUAGUAGAUGCUUAAAAGUCUUGGAUAAUUCCAACAUCUGGAUCAUCUUGAGAUUAGCAUUUUUAUCAAUCGUCUUUAUCCUUGAGAAUUGUUCACAUUUUACUCAUUCUUUGUAUGACAAGCAAUUUUGGAUUACAGACUGGGCAUUUUAAGUAUUACAUUGUGUCCCCUUAAACUCCUGCAGAAAACAGUGGUUGUUUUGUUCGUUUGCUUUAGCAGGCAAUCAAUCAAUUCAGUUCAGUCCUAAAGUUCGGUCUCACCUUCUUACUGGGUAGCAGUUCUGAUGUUAAUUCAGUUCUCAAAGCCUUUGCUCUGCUGCCUCGGGUCUGUCCCCCCACAGCUCUGGGUGAGCUCAGGAUUCGUUCCAGCUCAUACACACAGUAGGGAAUCACCUUCUCCAGCUCUCACCUCCCCAGGAUUCCUCUUACACUCCAGCUCACAGGAGUGCAUUUCCUAGGUUCUCUUGUCGGAGCGACCGGCCUUUCUCCGAGUUUAAGCUGCCUGUUCUGUUGCCUCCUAGUGUUGUGUGAUCAGGGUCACCCUUGGGCAGAGCGGAGAGAGAGACGAGAGAGAGAAACGAGAUUGCCCGUACACAUACAUAUACACUUUUUAGGCCAAAGGUUCCUUUUUCCUGAUUCUUCUGGACAAAAAUACAGAAUGUCUCUUCGCACCCUGUGGGUGCCACUCUGGAGUUCUGCCACUGAGUCACCUUGGGGCAGGGC